Molecule: messenger RNA, 1982 nt
Organism: Paramuricea clavata
Lineage: Eukaryota; Metazoa; Cnidaria; Anthozoa; Malacalcyonacea; Plexauridae
Source: the annotation of a GenBank genome assembly
AUGGCAGUUGUGGGCCAUGUAAGUAUAUUAAUUUCAUUUUCACUUAAUUUCUUUUAUUUUAAUUUUGUUUUUAUUCUAUUAUUAUUUUUUAAAAUAAAUUUUAACAAAAAAAGAACAUUUUCUUAUGGCAGUCCUGGGCCACCAUAGAUAUCCCUGUGGAAGUAUAUAUUGGGGGAGACUACAAGGUAUUGUAAUUCAUGAGUACACUACUAGCUGUAAUUGGUCCUUAUUGUCAUAAAUAAAUAAUGAUAAAUAUGUUUUCUCAUUCCAGUUUCUUCUGUUGCUUGGUAUGAAAUCUGCAACUUCAGAUCAUGCAUGCAUUUGGUGCAAGAUCCACAAGAAUGCUAGGUAAAUAUAUGUAUAUACCGUAUAUUAUAUAUAUAUACACACUACUACUACUAAAUAUGUGUAAUGGUCCAGUAAUUAUAUAACUUUUACUUGUAGAAGUGAUAUGUCAAAGCCAAAGGAUUUUUAUUGGGAAAGUUUGGCGAGGUCAAUAACUGAGAUCCAGACACAUGCCAGAAGCAGUAAAUGUUCUUGUGCACACCAGCCUCUAAUUAAUAUUCCCCUUGAAAAUGUGGUCCUAGAUGAGCUCCAUUUAAUGCUUCGGAUAACAGGUGUGUGUACAUAUUGCAUGAGUAACAAAACGGUUUCAUUUAAGAAAUGUACGGAACAUCAUACUCUUUCUAUAUACACAAGAGUAAUACUCAUAUUUUUUUAUUUUACAGAUAAACUCACCACAAAUUUGGUGAUGGAAAUGCAGGAUUGGGAUCGGGAAGACAAUCUAAAUAAACGUCCAAUUGAUCGAACAAACAUGCACAUGGAUAGCCUCAUCAAGGCUAUAAAUAGUUGUGGAGUGUCAUUCAAUGUUUGGCAAAAGAUGGAUGGCAAUGGGAGAGAAAGUGGACUACUAGAUUUCACAAGCUUGAUGGGCUCCGACAAGAAGCUGUUGUUGCAAAAAUUGCCAAGCAAGCUUGAAAAUGUUGUCAAACCAGAGACUCUGGAAACUGUGAUUAAGCUAUGGAAGGUAUUAUUAGUAAUAUUUUUUCGAUACUUUCAAAUCAUUUAUACAUGGGCAGCCCCCACCCCCUCAUGCUAGGUUUUCGAUAAGUCGGGCACAUUGGGGAAAGUCUGGUAUUUGCUUCCACCUCCCUCCCGUACGCCCAUGUUGAUAACCGAUAAAAGGACCUUUUGUUAAUUAACCCAUUGAGUGGCAGCACUCUCCCCAGACGAGCCUGGCAUUAGACAGAGUAAAAUAAUAAAGUAGGGCGCAUCUGUGUGCAUUGCCACUGAAAGGGUUAAAGAGAUGUUAGGCCACACUAGCCCAUGUGAUCAAUGAUGACAGUGACUACCUCAGUUGUUUGGUUUUAGGACUUCUGUGAACUGUACAAGCUGUUACAGAUGCAAGAUCCAAGAUUGGAUAAAAUAUUGGAUUAUUUUAACAAGGUUAAAAUUGCAUAAAUAAAGGUUCUUUUGUAAUUAACCAGACUGUUAACUGUGUUUGUGUCUUGGUUAUUUAGGCCACCAGAUGGGUAAACCUUUUUACAUCUCUUGGUGGAAUACGUAAUGGCUAUGAAAUGGCAAGGGUUACGCCCUACGUGCACGCAAUGGUGUAUCAUGUGCCCAGAUUCCUUGAGAAACACCAAGGAAUAAAAAGAUUCACUGGACAAGGUAGAUAUUACUACUGAGGCUACCAAAUACACCACUGAUAUUCCCAAAACUAAAUGGCUAAUUAAUAUAAUCUUUUAGGUGUGGAGAAACUAAAUGAUGACUGCCGGAGAGUGCACCUUCAGAGAUCAAACAAAUGGGAUGCUGCCAAAGAUGUUUUGUUGGUCGGAAAACGUGUCAAGCACCUAGCAUUCCAAAGCUACUGGGAAACUGGGAUUUUGGAAUCCAGAACCAAAAGGCAAAGAAUUGGUAUUGUAAAUCCUGGGGAACCAAAUGCCACUGAUUUAGAUAGUUUGAGCCUCGAGGAAAUUUAA